Messenger RNA from Pocillopora verrucosa, 7490 nucleotides. NCBI's taxonomy places the organism in Eukaryota, Metazoa, Cnidaria, Anthozoa, Scleractinia, Pocilloporidae. The record is from RefSeq and is a predicted model, not a curated record.
AACAUCUUAGAAAUUAGUCUAGUUGGAUCUAGGACUUCGCCCGAUCGAUUCGUUUGUCAACUCAGCUGAUCAACACACCUAGAGGUCUCCUUUAUGAGCUGAUCAACACAUUUUGUGAACUAUUUAUGGAGAUGACAAAUGUUCUGUGGUGGAUAAAGUUGGCGUCAGUGUUUCUGAUGAAGAGUUCACAAUCAGAUGGAGCAAUAAUUUGCACUCCACCAUGUCUGUUGGUAUCAAAUACAACUGAUAUAGUAGCAGUGGACCAUGGAAAAGCAAAGGUAAACUCAGUGAUUCUAGGCCUUACAAGAGCUGUUGCUAUAGACGUCCAUUUCAGCCUGGGCUUCAUAUUUUGGAGUGACGUGACGGAACUGAACAUCAAACGACUUCGGAUCGAUGACGAAAACACGACUACAGUUAUAACUAAUAUUGGUGUCUGCGAUGGAUUAGCCGUUCAAUGGAGGACAUCUCAGUUGUAUUGGACUGAUACAACGUAUAAUAGGAUAUCGGUAUCAGACCUGGAUGGAAACAACCAACUUACUUUAAUCUCCUCGGCAUUGGAAGAACCCAGAGCCAUAGCCCUUGAUCCGGACAACGAUGCAAUGAUUUGGACUGACUGGGGAAGCGCUCCCAAAAUUGAAAAAGCUUCCUUGAGCGGACAGCAAAGAGUCGCCAUCGUUACAAAAGAAGUCUACUGGCCGAAUGGAAUUGACCUCGACAGAGGAGGCAAAAGAGUCUAUUGGGUAGAUGCCGGUUACGACAGAGUGGAAUCGGUCGACUACAAUGGUAACAACAGGAAACUGCUUUUUCAGAUGCAUAGCCUACAUCCAUUCGGAGUAGCGUUGAUCCCUCCUUUCCUGUUCUUUACUGACUGGGUGACAAACAAGGAGUUGCACAUGCUGGACGCUACAACCGGAGAGGUACUCAAAAGUUUCAGUAUUAAUGGUGGGCGACCUAUGGGAAUUGUUGCAUACGACAGUGGGCGACAACCAGCAGCUUUAGGUCCUUGCUCUGUAAACAAUGGAGGAUGCAGUCAUUUCUGUGUUCCUAAAGCGUCCAACCAUGAAUGCGUGUGUCCUACGGGCCUAGCAGUAAAGCAAGAUGGAAAGACGUGUGAAGAAAAAGUAAAGAGGUUCAUUCUUUUUGCUGACGCCGACGACAAAUCAACAAAUAUCAUUUCACUGGAUGUAAGCUACUUCGUCGCUCAAACACUAUUCAACCAUGUAGGAAAUCAGCGUCCUAUCGCUUUGGACUAUGACCCUGUCGAAGAUCGCGUGUACUGGUCGGAUGCUGCUCAAGGUCUAAUCGUCAGCGCUUUUACCAAUGCAACCUCAUUGAAGAACCUUUUUCGUUGUAAUAUCUUAAGCCCCGAAGGUUUAGUAAUUGAUCAUGUAGCACGGAACAUUUACUGGACCGAUACUGGAACUAACAGAAUUGAAGUAGCGCGUCUUGACGGAUCAGGUAGGAAAGAAUUGAUCAAUACUGGACUUGAUGAACCAAGAGCCAUUCUACUGGAUGAAAGAAAUGGUAUGAUGUAUUGGACGGACUGGGGCGCCAAUCCGAAGGUAGAGAAAGCAGAAAUGGAUGGCUCGGGUAGAAGGUCCAUUGUUACGGCAAAUCUAGCCUGGCCAAACGGACUUACCCUGGACCAGGCUACAAACCGUUUGUUCUGGGCGGACGCGAAACUAGACACUAUAGAGAUGUCUGAUCUGGAUGGAGGAAACCGACAGACUGUUUUACCAUCUACAGCUGGAAUUCAUCCUUAUGGAUUAACAAUUUAUCAGGACAUUAUUUAUUGGACAGAUUGGAAUAGCCAGAGUGUUACAAGUUAUAAUGCAACUAGUGGUCAGAUGAACGUGGUGAUUCCUGAUCUACAGAAGCCGAUGGACAUUCACGUGUUUGAUCCUUCCUUGAUAUUCUCAGGGUCACAUUCCUGCUCGCAAAACAAUGGCAUGUGCAGUGAUUUGUGUCUUUUAAAGCCAAGAGGAUACCAGUGCGCAUGUCCGACGGGAAUCGUUCUUAAAGAGGACGGAAAAAAUUGCGACUAUGAUUUGUUCCAAAAGACAAGCGAUGAACUUUUUUUGCUCUUCGCCGAAGCGAAUCAUGGUGAAAUUUACAAGGUUCCUUUAGCAGUGGCGAACACACCUUGCUAUCUGCUUCAAAUCAACAUAAAUAUCUCUAGGCCCGUGGCUGUUGACUAUGACCCAGUUGAGGGUAAAAUCUAUUGGACAGAUGUGACCCUGAAACUGUUGGCAAGAGCAUUUCCAAACGGAUCGUCAGUUGAGGUCAUAGCGCACACUGACGUGGUAACGCCGGAUGGCCUUGCAGUAGAUUACAUUGGAAGAAUUCUCUACUGGACUGAUACUGGAACUAGCAAACUUGAGGUAGCACGACUAGACGGAUCAUUUCGGAAAAGCCUUAUCACAACAGGGAUUGAAAAUCCAAGAGCUAUAAUUCUAGAUAUACCUGAGAGACAAAUGUACUGGAGUGAUUGGGGAUCAUCACCAAAGAUUGAGCAAACUAACAUGGAUGGGUCUGCCAGGACAGUUAUUGUAAGCUCUGGACUUGUCUGGGUUAAUGCACUUGCUCUAGAUUCGCAGAAUAAGCUGCUGUAUUGGUGCGAUGCACAACUCGAUAAGAUAGAAAGGGCAAACCUUCAAGGAAAUAACCGAGAACUACUUCUAGAUUUGUCUUCUUACAACCAUCAUCCCUUUGGACUUUCCCUUUCUGGCGACACUCUCUACUGGUCUGACUGGAACAAUCAGAGUAUUCAUAAGUACAAUUUGACAUCUUCUCAAAGUGGUGUGUUGGUCUACGGAAUGGGGAGGCCGAUGGAAGUGCAUGUUUAUGAUCAGACAAAAACAAUCACAGGAUCAACGAGCUGCUCUCAAGUCAAUGGGGGCUGUAGUCAUCUUUGUCUUCCAAAUCCGAGUGGGCAUCAAUGUUUUUGUCCAGAGGGAGUUCAGCUGAAGCCUGGUAAUGCCUUUAUUUGUGAAGGAGUGAACCAUUGUCAACAGCUGUAUGCCCCGCCAAAUGGAAGUCUAGAGCAUUGUUCUAAUUUGCCAGGACAAAGCUGUGAGUUUUCCUGUAACAAAGGGUACACUUUGACGGGAUCAACAACAAGAACAUGUAACAGUAAUGGAACUUGGACAGGAACUCCGACUCAGUGUAACGUUGUAACAUGUCCAACUUUGAUCAUCCCACUGAAAGGGGUUUUACUGACCUCCUCUUGCGGCAACGUGUAUGGUUCAAAUUGUGUAUUUGGCUGUGAAAGUGGUUAUGGGAGUGUCGACGGAAAUGUCACAAGGACAUGCCUGGAAAGCAGUCUUUGGAGUGGGGAAAACAUCAACUGUACAGAUAUUCUUCCUCCAUCGUUUGAUGUCCCAUGUCCAGCCAGUCCUUUGGUAGCGUAUGCAGAGCGUGACGCGUUUUCCGCUGAGGUGAAUUGGACAGUACCAACGGCCACUGACAACUCAGGAUUAAAACCGUCGAUAGACUCUAAUUUCCAUCCACCUAGAAGAUUUCUCCAAGGAAAUUACGUUGUUACAUACUCUGCAGUAGACCAAUCAGGAAACAAAGCCACUUGCAGCUUCACGAUAGAAGUAAUAGUCAUCAAUUGCACAUCACUAAUGGUAGACCAAGGGGGUCCCUUGCGCAUGGGCAGUUGUGGUAAUCAUUAUGGUGCGCGUUGUAAAUUUUCCUGUGCCAAUGGUUAUCGUUUGAAUGGUUCGUCAGAUGUUUCAUGUGUUGCCCAAGGUGAUAAGCCUCCAGGCGUCUGGGACAACCCUGUACCUUCUUGUAAAGCAACAUUUUGCACUCCACCAUGUUUGUUGGUAUCAAAUACAACUGAUAUAGUAACAGUGGACCAUGAAAAAGCAAAGGUAAACUCAGUGAUUCUAGGCCUUACAAGAGCUGUGGCUAUAGACCUCCAUUUCAGCCUGGGCUUCAUAUUUUGGAGUGACGUGACGGAACGGAAUAUCAAACGAUUUUGGAUUGAUGAGGAAAACACGACUACAAUCAUAACCAAUAUUGGUGUCUGCGAUGGACUAGCCGUUCAAUGGAGAACAUCUCAGUUGUAUUGGACUGAUACAACGUAUGAUAGGAUCUCCGUAUCAGACCUGGAUGGAAACAACCAACUUACUUUAAUUUCCUCGACAUUGGAAGAACCCAGAGCCAUAGCCCUUGAUCCGGAUAACGAUGCAAUGAUUUGGACUGACUGGGGAAGCGCUCCCAAAAUUGAAAAAGCUUCCCUGAGCGGACAGCAAAGAGUCGCCAUCGUAACAAAAGAAGUCUACUGGCCGAAUGGAAUUGACCUCGAUAGAGGAGGCAAAAGAGUCUUUUGGGUAGAUGCCGGUUAUGACAGAGUGGAAUCGGUCGACUACAAUGGUAACAACAGGACACUGCUUUUUGAGAUGCGUAGCCUACAUCCAUUCGGAGUGGCGUUGAUCCCUCCUUUCCUGUUCUUUACUGACUGGUUGACAGACAGGGAGCUGCACAUGCUGGACGCUACAACCGGAGAUUUACUCAAAAGUUUCAGUAUUAAUGGUGGGAAACCUAUGGGAAUUGUUGCAUACGACAGUGGGCGACAACCAGCAGCUUCAGGUCCUUGCUCUGUAAACAAUGGAGGAUGCAGUCAUUUCUGUGUUCCUAAGGCGUCCAACCAUGAAUGCGUGUGUCCUACGGGCCUAGCAGUAAAGCAAGAUGGAAAGACGUGUGAAGAAAAAGUAAAGAGGUUCAUUCUUUUUGCUGACGCCGACGACAAAUCAACAAAUAUCAUUUCACUGGAUGUAAGCUACUUCGUCGCUCAAACACUAUUCAACCAUGUAGGAAAUCAGCGUCCUAUCGCUUUGGACUAUGACCCUGUCGAAGAUCGCGUGUACUGGUCGGAUGUUGCUCAAGGUCUAAUCGUCAGCGCUUUAACCAAUGCAACCUCAUUGAAGAUCCUUUUUCGUUGUAAUAUCCUAAGCCCCGAGGGUUUAGUGAUUGAUCAUGUAGCACGGAACAUUUACUGGACCGAUACUGGAACUAAUAGAAUUGAAGUAGCGCGUCUUGACGGAUCAGGUAGGAAAGAAUUGAUCAAUACUGGACUUGAUGAACCAAGAGCCAUUCUACUGGAUGAAAGAAAUGGCAUGAUGUAUUGGACGGACUGGGGCGCCAAUCCGAAGGUAGAGAAAGCAGAAAUGGAUGGCUCGGGUAGAAGGUCCAUUGUUACGGGAAAUCUAACCUGGCCAAACGGACUUACCCUGGACCAGGCUACAAACCGUUUGUUCUGGGCGGACGCGAAACUAGACACUAUAGAGAUGUCUGAUCUGGAUGGAGGAAACCGACAGACUGUUUUACCAUCUACAGCUGGAAUUCAUCCUUAUGGAUUAACAAUUUAUCAGGACAUUAUUUAUUGGACAGAUUGGAAUAGCCAGAGUGUUACAAGUUAUAAUGCAACUAGUGGUCAGAUGAACGUGGUUAUUACGGAUCUACAGAAGCCGAUGGAUAUUCACGUGUUUGAUCCCUCCUUGAUAUUCUCAGGAUCACAUCCCUGCUCACAAAACAAUGGCAUGUGCAGUGAUUUGUGUCUUUUAAAGCCAGGAGGAUACCAGUGCACAUGUCCGUCGGGAAUCGUUCUUAAGGAGGACGGAAAAAAUUGCGACUAUGAUUUGUUCCAGAAGACAAGCGGCAAACUUUUUUUGCUCUUCGCCGAAGCGGAUCAUGGUGAAAUUUACAAGGUUCCUUUAGCAGUGGCGAACACACCUUGCUAUCUGCUUCAAAUCAACAUAAAUAUCUCCAGGCCCGUGGCUGUUGACUACGACCCAGUUGAGGGUAAAAUCUAUUGGACAGAUGUGACCCUGAAACUGUUGGCAAGAGCAUUUCCAAACGGAUCGUCAGUUGAGAUCAUAGCGCACACUGACGUGGUAACGCCAGAUGGCCUUGCAGUAGACUACAUUGGAAGGAUUCUCUACUGGACUGAUACUGGAACUAGCAAACUUGAGGUAGCACGACUAGACGGAUCAUUUCGGAAAAGCCUUAUCACAACAGGGAUUGAAAAUCCAAGAGCUAUAAUUCUAGAUAUACCGGAGAGACAAAUGUACUGGAGUGAUUGGGGAUCAUCACCAAAGAUUGAGCAAGCUAACAUGGAUGGGUCUGCCAGGACAGUUAUUGUAAGCUCUGGACUUGUCUGGGUUAAUGCGCUUGCUCUAGAUUCGCAGAAUAAGCUGCUGUAUUGGUGCGAUGUACAACUCGAUAAGAUAGAAAGGGUAAACUUUCAAGGAAAUAACCGAGAACUUGUUCUAGAUUUGUCUUCGUACAACCAUCAUCCCUUUGGACUUUCCCUGUCUGGUGACACUCUCUACUGGUCUGACUGGAAGAGUCAGAGUAUUCAUAAGUACAAUUUGACAUCUUCUCAAAGAGACGUGUUGGUCUAUGGAAUGGGAAGGCCGAUGGAAGUGCAUGUUUACGAUCAGAAAAAAACAAUAGCAGGAUCAACAAGCUGCUCUCAACUCAAUGGAGGCUGUAGUCAUCUUUGUCUUCCAAAUCCGAGUGGACAUCAAUGUUUUUGUCCAGAGGGAGUUCAGCUGAAGCCUGGUAAUGCCUUCAUUUGCGAAGGAGAGAGGCAUUGUCAACAGCUGUAUGCCCCGCCACAUGGAAGUCUAGAGCCCUGCUCUAAUUUGCCGGAACAAACCUGUGAGUUUUCCUGUAACAAAGGGUACAUUUUGACGGGAUCAACAACAAGAACAUGUAACAGUAAUGGAACUUGGACAGGAACUCUAACUCAGUGUAACGACACAACUCCUCCUUCUUUCAAUAAUACUUGUCCAGAGAACAUGGUGGUCUAUACUCCUGAAUGCUCAUCCAGUGCUUUUGUUGGAUGGAAUGAACCAACUGCUGAUGAUAAUUCUGGUCACGUGAUUGUUAACCACCCUUCCAUUCGACCGUUAGCUCAGUUGAGCAUUGGAGUCUAUUUUAUAAUAUAUUCAGCUUCAGACGCCGACGGAAACAGAGCUAACUGCACCUUCGUGGUGAAAGUUGCGAGGAAAUCCUGCAUUACACUUCAGCCACCAUCACAUGGAAGUUUGGGCCUUUCCUGUGGCUUUUCAUUUGGUUCCCAAGCUAAUUUUACUUGUGACAGGGGAUAUCAGUUAAUCGGGUCUCGAGAGCGUUUUUGCAAAGAGGACGGCUCCUGGUCAGGAAACACCUCUACAUGUAAUAUUGUGAGGUGCCAAGCCAUUGAGCCUCCAUCUCAUGGAACUGUUUUUCCAAAUUCGUGCAGAUCAGUUUUUGGUGUUUAUUAUAAAACCCAGUGCUUUUUAUCGUGCAACGAUACCCCUGGUUACCGACUGGUAGGCGAAAGUAGCGUAUCCUGCCUCGAAAGUGGAUCGUGGAGUGCGGAUACAACAAAGACGAUUUGCAAGGGUACCAAACAGAAGAACAUAUAUCUUUAUAAUUGGUCAGUCGUACGCAAUAGUGACGUGGGAGGUACCAGUCCCUUCCGACAACUCUAA